Dioszegia hungarica is the source of this 1512-nucleotide messenger RNA. RefSeq names its product major facilitator superfamily domain-containing protein. Gene Ontology annotation, biological process: transmembrane transport. The transcript is spliced from 8 exons. NCBI's taxonomy places the organism in Eukaryota, Fungi, Basidiomycota, Tremellomycetes, Tremellales, Bulleribasidiaceae. The record is from RefSeq and is a predicted model, not a curated record. Gene Ontology annotation, molecular function: transmembrane transporter activity. The coding region runs from base 1 to 1512 and encodes 503 amino acids.
AUGGCGAAGAUCAGCACCACGAAUAUCGUUGACAUCCCGGCAAAGUACCGGUGGACCGCUUUCGCCUUCAUCCUGGUCUACAGUACUGGUGCUGCUUUCUGCGAGGCUACUCUUGGCCCGCUCAAGUCGACCCUGCUCAAGGAGCUAAAAAUCAACAACACUCAGUUCAGUACCAUCUCUACCGCAUCCAAUAUCGUUAAUACCGUUCUUCCCGCGAUUGGAGGCAUAGGUAUGGAUUAUGUGGGCGCAGUCUAUGCGGCACUGAUUGCUUCCAUGUUCUGUGUUGUCGGUUCGGUUGUGGCUGCGACUUCUGCCAAUACCAACCGCGUAGGUCUUCUCAUCGGUGGACGUAUCCUCAUGGGCUUCGGCUCUAUCGUAGUCAUCGAGACGUCUCAGAACAAGCUUUACGCGCACUGGUUCAAGGGCUCGACACUCGCCCUCGUCAUCGCUCUCGACCUGUCAUGGGGCCAGCUCACCGGUAUGGUCGCUCGUCUGGUCACCAUCCCCAUGGCGCAAAUCAACGGCUGGUAUGGCUGGGCCUUGUGGAUCCCUUCCAUGCUCACUGUACUCUGUACCGCCAUCAUAGUCGGGUACCUGCUAUACGAGCGGUCCGUUCCCGCCAUGUACCGCCCCAACAACGGUAGCGAUGUCCGAGGCAAGAUGAGCGGCUCGCCCUUCCGUAUGCGUAGUACACAGCUGACAUCCAGGCCCACCUUCUUCUGGAUCAUCUGCGGUACCGAGAUCUUCCAGAACUCUGCCCGGACAGUCUACUCUGUCAAUCUCGCAGACAUACAGGAACGGACGCGCGGUACCUCCACCCUUGGCGCUGGCUUCAACUCAGCCUUCCAAUCCCUCUUGCAGAUCGUCACCGUCCCUAUCUUAGGCAUGUUCUUCGACCGGUAUGGCUGGCGCAUGCCUUUCGUCUCGUUCGGCGCAGCGCUAUAUGUCAUCGUCUUUGCUCUUAUCGGUCUGACGACCGUCAACCCGCUCGGACCGAUCAUCCUCGGGUCGUUCGCGCUCGCGUUCAACGUCUUGCCAUUUAUCGGCAGUAUCCCUAUUCUCAUCAACGACGAGAGUCUGAUGGGUACCGCAUACGGUAUCUGGUCCUCUUUCAUCGCAUGUAACAACAUCCUCCUCGAGAUCGCCACCGGAUCCAUCCAAGACAAGACCCCUGGCCAAAGCUACGAACGCGUCAUCUACUGCCUCAUCGCCAUCAAGGCCUUCCAAAUCUGCCUUGGGCCCAUAUACGACUAUCUCGACGGCAAGCUCCUUGGUCACUCGCUUCGGAAGUCCGAGGCCGAGCGGAUCGCGCUUCAGAAGGAGCAAGAAGCGCGCGGCGAAGAGUUCAAGGGAUGGAAGGUAAAGAAGUGGGUGUUUUGGUUGUUUGGGGGUCAGCUGGCCGCGAUGGUGACUUGUUCGUGGAUCGUGAGUUUGCUUCUGGCAUUUGCGACUGGUAUCGAAGUUGAUGGUCAGAUCUACUUGGUUUAUACUAUCGGCGCUCGACAACGAUGA